AUGGAAGAUGAUGGCCACGAUGGGGUCGAGGUGGAGGUUGGAGGAACCUCCUCGUCGGUGCCAUCGCCCGAAGAGCACCAGGCGCAGGAUUCCCUGAUCGAUGUAGAUGAGGGUGGGCCGCAGAAGAGCGAAGUUCUGCAAUCGACUACCGAGGCGACUAGGGCUGGCGAACAAGGCAGCCGGCAGCCCACAGCAACGACAGCCACGGCAUGCGAUUCUAGCCCUUGCUACGGCCCUCAGGUGCAAGCCGCAACAGUGCCAAGAGCAAACGAAGAAGAGGAGAUGAAGCAGGGAGGUGCGAGCUCUGGCGCUGAGGAAGAAUCUCGACAACAAGAUGAAACGGGCAACGAGGUGCCACACGAAGCUGCGUCGCGAGAGCCUCGCCUCGAUGGGGCCGCGCCACCCGCCUCGCCCACUACAUCCGAUGCCAACCACCGUACCGAGCAAACUCGUGGAGAGAUUGAACCGAACGAGGAAGAACGCGUAGACGGAAGCGAGAACCGCACGAGCGACAACGUCACAGCCAGCGAAGUAGACGGGCAACAGGCGGAGGGCAAGACGGAGGAGGCAUCAUCAUCACCAGCGGCCUCGCCCUUGGACGGUGUAAAGGGCGGCGCUGCUAUUGCUGAAGACAAAGCGAACGCAGAGGUGAAGCGAGAGGGAGAAGAAGAAGAUAGAGCGGAGAAAGACGGGGGAGAGGAAGAGGUGGUGGAGGAGGAGGAGGGAGAGGAAGAAGACGACGGACGCGGCCCGCCACCGCCCAAGGGGUCGGAGGUGUUUGUAGGCGGCUUGCACCGUGACGCCACCGAGGACGACGUGAGGGAGGUCUUUGCGAAGAUCGGCGACAUCUACGAGGCAAGCACGAUCUUCCCCCCAGCUCGUCUCCGUUUGAUGCGCGAUCCGAAGACGGGAGCCAGCAAGGGCUACGCCUUUGUGCGCUACAUGGAACCCACUUUCGCCGAACUCGCCGCCGAUCAGCUUAGCGGCUACCUUAUCAUGGGUCGUCCGGUCGGGGUGCUCGUGUCGCAGGACAACCAAUCGCUCUUCGUGGGCCACAUCAGCCAGGACUGGUCUCUCGAGCAGCUCGAAGCUCACCUCAAGGAAGCGGGCAUCCGGGGCGUGGACCACAUCAUCUUCCAGCAUGACCCGAUGAACCCGACGAGGAACAGAGGGUUUGUGUUCAUUGAGUUCAAGAGCCAUCAUGAAGCGGCGAGAGCGCACGGGAAGAUGACCCGCGCCGACUUCCGGCUGAGCGGGCAGAAGGUCCGCGUGGACUGGGCCGAGCCCUUGAACGAGCCCGGCGAAGACGUCAUGUCUCAGGUCAAAUCAAUCUAUGUGGCCAACCUGCCGCUGGAGGUGGACAACGAGCUGAUCACAACGCUCUUUGGCGAGUACGGGAAGAUCGAGCGAAUAGUCCUCUCCAAGAACCUGCCCACCGCGAGGCGAAAGGACUUCGCGUUUGUCAAUUACGAAGAACGGGCAAACGCACUCAAGGCCAUCGACGGCAAGCACGGCUUUGAAGUACAGGGACGAACGCUGCAGGUGACGUUGGCGAAGCCGGUGGACGACACGACGAAGCAGGCCAAGGGGAAGAAGGGACCCUGGAAGGGAGGCGCGCCGACCGAUCGAGACGGUGGCUUCCCGCCCCGCCACGGUACGCGAGGCGACCGAACGGGCCGGGGAGGCGGCAUGGCGGGUCGAAUGAGGGACGGACGAGGAGGUGUGAGAGGGCUGAACAGAAUGCGAUCACCGCAUGAUGACGACAUGCCGCCGUACGCGUACGACAGCGACGGGCUGCCAUCGCCGGGGCUCAUGACGCCGCCGCCGCUCGAGAUCGCCCUGUCGCCUCUCGGUAGCGGCAUGCUGCCCCCGCCUUCGCCCGCGGGCGUCAUCGUCGUCCCUACGCCGGCUCCCGGUGGCGGUGGGCUCACGUUCCGUUGCGAGCUGUGUGACCUCGGGCUCAACUCCGAGAGCCAGCUGAUGCAGCACUUCCAGGGACGCCAGCACUUCAAGGCCCAGCAGCUCCAGCAACACACGCGACAACCACCCAUCAAUUACCCACCACCGAGCUACGCGGGGCCGGCGAUGCCGUUCGACUCGUCGCCGAUGAUGGGCAAGCGCAAACGCAUGCCGCCAGCGGGACACCAGGGAUUCGCACGAAACCCCAGGCAGAGGUCGGAUGAUCACACCGUCGGGGUCCCGCCGUCCGGUUAUCUCGGAGGACACCAGCACCACCUUCCGACGGCCGACCUCUACGCACCGCCGCCAUCGUAUCCGCACCACUACUCUCCAUCUCCGCCUCCGCCUCCGGCCCCUCACCACUAUCACUAUCACCACACGCCCUAUGCCGCACCGCACCCGCCCUCUCCGGGACCCGUCUACUACGCUCCCUCGCCGCCGUCGCCACCCGACUAUUAUGGCGGUUAUGGGCAAGCUUACGGGGCGGGCUAUGCGAGUGGUGGCUACGGCGCACCUGCUUAUGGAGGGCAGUAUCCGCAGUACCCUCCUCCCCAGGCCUAUCCGGCCUAUUCGCAAACCUACGUUCAGUACACCCCGGUCGUUACAAGUGCUGGUGCAGCUGGUGUGCAACGCCGUGGGCAGCUAUGA
Molecule: messenger RNA, 2607 nt
Organism: Acanthamoeba castellanii str. Neff
Lineage: Eukaryota; Discosea; Longamoebia; Acanthamoebidae
Product: RNA recognition motif (RRM)containing protein
Exons: 13
Coding region: 1-2607 (868 amino acids)
Cellular component (GO): nucleus
Molecular function (GO): mRNA binding
Source: RefSeq, a predicted model, not a curated record